Messenger RNA from Zea mays, 2039 nucleotides. RefSeq lists its product as uncharacterized. Lineage: Eukaryota; Viridiplantae; Streptophyta; Magnoliopsida; Poales; Poaceae. The record is from RefSeq and is marked validated. The transcript has 15 exons. Bases 92 to 1726 code for a protein of 544 amino acids.
AAUUUGCUUGCAGUUUUGAUAAUUUGCUUGCAGUUUUGCACUAGGCAUUGAUUGCAUCUCUAGUGCCCGUCCUCCGUCCUCCGGAGCGGCUAUGGGCGAAGAGAGGGAGUUCGUGGGCGCUAGGUUGGACGCCGGCCUCCGCGCUGCCCGCUUCUCGUCGCCGCCGUCUGCCGACGAGUUUGCGGCAGAUGUCGAGCCCAAGAACGUCCCUGCGGUCUUUCGCGGCGUGGUUAAGGAGUGGGCGGCCUCCUCCCGUUGGGAUCCUCUACAUGGCGGCCUCGAUUACCUGCUGGAAAAAGUGGGACCUGACGUGGCUGUGGAAGCUAUGAUGUCAAACACUGGCCAUGUGUUCUACGGGGAUCUCAGAAGCCAUGAGAGGGUGUCUGUUUCAUUCUCCACGUUCAUUCAGUCGUGCAAGUCUUACCUGGAUCAUAUGAAUGCAGCUAGUGAUUCAUCCAAAGAGCAGGGAAUGCUUGGGGAGCCAGCUAGUUCAAGGGAGACAUGUUCGAACAGUUCAGAGAACUUGGAGCAAGUCUAUUUGGCACAGGUAUCUAUUAUGAAUGCAGAGAACAAAGAAGGAUGCUCAUUACAAGUUCUGGAAGGCGACAUCCAAGAGCCUAUAUUUCUGAGAGGAAAAUCAUUUUCGUCAAUAAACUUUUGGAUGAAUAAGGGUCACUUGAGAUCAAGUACUCAUUACGAUCCCCACCAUAACCUUCUCUGUGUGGUAUCUGGUCGCAAAAAAGUUACUUUGUGGCCUCCAUCUGCAUCCCCAUUCUUAUACCCGUUGCCUGUGUAUGGCGAGGCCUCCAACCACAGCUCUGUUAGUGUGGAGGAGCCAGAUUAUUCAAUAUAUACAAGGGCAAGAUACAUGAAGGAAUAUUCUGAAACAGUAAUUCUAAACUGCAGCGAUGUUGUUUUCAUACCAGAAGGCUGGUAUCACCAAGUUGACAGUGACGACUUAACAAUAGCAGUUAACUUUUGGUGGAAGUCAAGAAUAAUGACUCAAAUGUUAGAACAUAUGGAUGCCUACUAUCUACGCCGAAUUAUGAGCAGAUUGGUGGACCAGGAGAUGAGCAUAAUGGCGCAGAAGAGUCCUUUUGGUCAUUUGAAAGAUUGCACGGAUAUUCAGCAUAUGGCCAAAACAUUGACAGGUUUCCAGCUAUUCAAUUUGCAAAAAGAUUCACCACUACGAACUCUGGAACCCUCCACUCUGCAAGCACUCUAUGAACUCAUCUCACUGGUCCAUGAUGGUGCUGAAGCGGUUAGCCAAAUGGACAAAAUAGAAGCCACAUCCCAGAAUAAAUCCUCCAACCAAAGAGAUGACACAGAUACGAGUGCUGCUGCAGACGAUUCAUCCCUCUUGGACAAAGAUCCUGUUGCAAAAAUCAUUUUGCCAGUUGAACCACUUGAAUUGCGGACUAUGCUGCUUGCAAUGGUGCAUACUUUCCCAAGGACGUUAGAAAAUUUGAUUCUCAACAUGCUUGGGGUAGGAGCAGAGAUACUGACUAGGAAGUUUGAUGAGAUGGAUCAACAAACAACAAAAGAAGAACAGUCUGAGUUCUACAAGAUAUUCUAUAGCGUGUUUGACGACCAGUACGCUGCAAUGGAUGCGCUUCUGAACGGGAAGGAAUUGUUUUCUUUUCAGAUAUUCCAGAAUGUCCUGGACAAGUAUCUCGGGGUGCAUGUUGACCGACCCAGCAGAUUUGUUACUCGUACAAACCAAUGAAAUGGAGCGCCUCUACCCUCUAGUAUACAAAACCUGAAUCGGCUUGUUGAGCCAAGCCAAUGAAGAACGUAUUAUGCUGAUUACUGAUGUUUGAGCGUCUCGAUAGAUAAUGUGUUUUUAUUGGCUUGCAACCAUAUUUUAGGGAUUUUUUUUGGACGAAGGCGGCAGUAACUGAGAGCGGUGCGCAUAUGUGAGAUGCGUGACUGCUCUUGAAUGCGAUGAUUACAAACGAAAAUUACCGUUACGCCUCGUUUGGAUUCAUGGAAUCGAAUUUCAUUCUAAUAAUAUUAAUUCUAACGAUAUUAAUUUAGGC